Molecule: messenger RNA, 763 nt
Organism: Photinus pyralis (common eastern firefly)
Lineage: Eukaryota; Metazoa; Arthropoda; Insecta; Coleoptera; Lampyridae
Product: mitochondrial transcription rescue factor 1
Exons: 1
Coding region: 90-674 (194 amino acids)
Molecular function (GO): RNA binding
Source: RefSeq, a predicted model, not a curated record
CCUGCUGUAGUUCCAAUAGCUUAUGUAGUUCAUAUAUCCAAAUCAUGGCCUUGUUAAUAAAUAAGAGCAGCUUUUAAUUAAUUAAAAUAAUGUCAUUACCAGUGAACUGCAGAACCCUACUAAAGUUAAUCCCUCGUCGACAAUUGGGGGUACGAUUAUACUCGUUGGCAACCACCAAAUUCCCGACACCAGUCCUAACCUCGACAACGCCUUUAGUGUCUUCAGCAAUUAGCAGAUUCAAAAGCAAAGGUAGCAAGCAAAAGCAAAAAGAAUCGGAGGAUGAAGAGGAGACCGAGGAGGAAAUCGAGGACUUCGACAAUCUCAUCGUUGACAAACAAACAAAGGUCACAACUUUAAGGGUUUCUUCACUGCGAGCCGAUGUCGUGCUAAAAAGUUGCCUGCACAUAUCAAGGAGCAAAGUGGACGAGGCGUUUUACGAAAGUAAAAUUAGAAUAAACGGUAAGAAGUUGCUGAAGAAAAGCGAUCCAGUACAGGAAGGCGACGAGAUCGACAUAGUACGCGAAAUCGACACCAAUAAUCCCAAUUUCUUGAACGUUGCGCGAGUCGAGGUGUUACAGAUCGCUCCCAAAAGCCAGAGUUUCAGCCUACGCGCUAGACGUUGCAAAAGUCUCCUAAUAGAAAAUUACGAAGAUAAAUGGACACCUGCAAGCUGAAAUUUUGUUAUAAUUACUGAUUGUAUAUAAAAUAUGAAAUAGUCUUUAAUAGAAUUUCAAUGAUAUAUUCUACUAUUAUUGUAGGAGUG